This is a messenger RNA of Tremella mesenterica DSM 1558, 1656 nucleotides long. RefSeq lists its product as uncharacterized. Gene Ontology annotation, biological process: superoxide anion generation; defense response. Gene Ontology annotation, molecular function: superoxide-generating NAD(P)H oxidase activity. The coding region runs from base 1 to 1656 and encodes 551 amino acids. NCBI's taxonomy places the organism in Eukaryota, Fungi, Basidiomycota, Tremellomycetes, Tremellales, Tremellaceae. The record is from RefSeq and is a predicted model, not a curated record. Gene Ontology annotation, cellular component: NADPH oxidase complex; plasma membrane. The transcript is spliced from 17 exons.
AUGACCAGUAUUCGUCCUAGUGGCGGUAUCCAAGUGAGGGGUUUGCCGAUGAGGUUCGCAAAGUGGAUGGUGAACGAAGGUCCUCGACGUCUGUUCAUGGUGUUCUGGAUUCUACUCCACAUGGUCGCAUUUGCCUUUGCUCUCAUUCAUUACGACCUGAAGGACAAUCUUGUCACCGCACGUUCGCUAUUCAAUUACACUUAUGUCAUUGCGCGCGGUGCUGCUCAGGUUUUACACAUCGACGUCAUCUUCAUCCUCUUCCCGGUUUGCAGAAAUUUCAUCUCUUUUCUUCGACGCACGCCUCUCAACACUGUCAUACCUCUAGACAAGAAUAUCACUUUUCAUAAUAAAUCACUGCAGGUAGCAUGGAUGAUUGUCCUUUUCUCUCUCAUCCAUACCAUCGCCCAUAUGCGUAACUUUGUCAGUCUAGGUGUCGUCGGGUUUCUCGAGUACAAUUUUUGGACUGGACCGGGUUUGACAGGAUGGAUCAUGUGGGCUGCCCUUGGGACGAUGGUCUGGUUCGCCAUCGAAAAACGUCGUCGUGCGCAUUUUGAGCGCUUCUGGUAUUCUCACCACCUCUUCGUCGUCUUCUUUCUCGGCUGGCAACUUCACGGCAUGUUCUGUAUGAUUCAACCUGAUCGUCCACCUUUCUGUUCCGCAGGGCAGAUCGGGGUAUUUUGGAAAUAUUGGAUCCCAGGUGGCGCGUUGUGGAUUGCUGAACGAGUGUUCCGUGAGAUUCGAGCUCGUCAUGCCACAUACAUCUCCAAAGUCAUCCUUCAUCCGUCCAAAGUCCUCGAAGUUCAGAUCAAAAAAGAGAACACCACCCGACGUGCGGGACAGUACAUCUUCGUCAACUGUCCCGAGGUCAGUUACUUUCAGUAUCACCCGUUCACUCUUACUUCGGCUCCGGAGGAAGAUUACAUUUCGGUGCAUAUCAGGAUCGCGGGUGAUUGGACGACAGCUUUCGCCAAAGCUCUGGGAGCAAACCUUGACGGCGGCAAGUCGGAAAAAGGAGCUGGUGCAUUUGGCGGUCAGGUUUUAGAACCUCAAGUGGGCAAGGUGCUUCCAAGGGUAAUGAUAGAUGGUCCCUUUGGGUCGGCCAGUGAAGAUUUUGCCAAAUUCGAGACUGUCCUGCUGGUGGGAGCUGGAAUCGGCGUGACACCAUUCGCUUCCAUCCUCAAGUCCAUAUGGUAUCGUAUGAACAAAUUUGGGAAAGAGAAGAAAACCAGGUUAUCAAAAGUCUAUUUUGUUUGGGUUAUCAGGGAUUUCGGUUCUGCUGAAUGGUUCCAUUCUUUGCUUCAAGCUGUGGAAGCGGAAGAUGUGGAUAACAGAAUCGAGAUACAUAUCUAUCUUACCGCCAAGAUUGAUGAGGACAAAAUGAACAAUAUCCUAGUACAAGACGUCGGAGCGGAAAGUGAUACCAUCACAAAACUUCGAGCUCCUACUCAUUUCGGUAGACCCAAUUGGGACAGAGUGUUCGAAUCGAUUGCCAAUAAACAUCCCGAUUCCGAUUGUGGUGUUUUCUUUUGUGGUCCUUCUGUCUUGAGUAGGACUUUACAUCAAAUGUCAAACAAGUAUACUUCCCCAAUGGGUUGUCGUUUCUUCUUCGGAAAAGAAGUGAGUGAUUUUGGACAACUUUUUGCUAUCCUCUCUUAA